This is a messenger RNA of Nasonia vitripennis (jewel wasp), 2850 nucleotides long. It is a transcript of the gene P5CS, whose product is annotated as delta-1-pyrroline-5-carboxylate synthase. Gene Ontology annotation, cellular component: cytoplasm; mitochondrion. Bases 174 to 2534 code for a protein of 786 amino acids. Gene Ontology annotation, molecular function: glutamate-5-semialdehyde dehydrogenase (NADP+) activity; ATP binding; glutamate 5-kinase activity. NCBI's taxonomy places the organism in Eukaryota, Metazoa, Arthropoda, Insecta, Hymenoptera, Pteromalidae. The record is from RefSeq and is a predicted model, not a curated record. The transcript has 7 exons.
ACAACCGAUUGAUAAGCUCGGCUCGGCUUCCUUCUCCAUCCAGAGAGCGUAGUAGUAGACUGCCGAGCGGUUGCAGCGCGGUAUAAGUGGUCGGCGAGAGACCGGAGACUCGAGAUUCGCGUCGCGGACACACGUUGCUGCUGCUGUUCGAGAGUAAAUAAAUAACAAUCGCCAUGUACACGUCCCUGCUGCAGCUGAGGUCGGCCAGCUGUCUCGGCGGUCUCAGGAGGUACUCGUCCGGCAAGCAUCUGCCUCUAUCCCUUCACCCUGCUGCGGGUAACCGAGUGGACCUGCGUCGGGAGCUGCAGACGGGCGAGCGUCCGCGACGAGCAACCUUCACGGAGCGCAACCAGCUGAAGUACGCCCGGAGGCUGGUGGUCAAGCUGGGCAGUGCCGUCAUCACGAGGGAAGACGAGCACGGUCUGGCGCUCGGAAGACUCGCCAGCAUAGUCGAGCAGGUGGCCGAGUGCCAGAACGAGGGCAGGGAGUGCAUCAUGGUCACCAGCGGAGCCGUGGCUUUCGGAAAGCAGAAGCUCGCUCAGGAACUGCUCAUGUCCCUGUCGAUGAGGGAGACGCUCAGUCCCGCCGAUCACACCAGGGAACACGCUGCCACGAUGCUGGAGCCGAGAGCAGCGGCAGCGGUUGGCCAGUCCGGCCUGAUGUCCCUCUACGACGCGAUGUUCGCCCAGUACGGCGUGAAGCUCGCCCAGGUCCUGGUGACCAAGCCGGACUUCCUCAACGAGGAAACCCGCAAGAACCUCUUCAGUACCUUGAGCGAACUUAUCAGCCUGAACGUCGUGCCCAUCAUCAACACCAACGACGCGGUAUCGCCACCGCCGCAGGCCGACGAGGAGAUCGCCGGCAGCGGAGGUCGCCGUGGAAUCGCUAUCAAGGACAACGACUCCCUCGCGGCCAUGCUGGCGGCCGAGGUUCAGGCGGACCUGUUGAUCCUCAUGAGCGACGUCGAUGGAAUUUACAACCUCCCGCCCUGGCAGGACGGUGCCAGGAUGCUGCACACCUUCAGCUCGGACCAGAGGGGAUCGAUCAAGUUCGGAGAGAAGAGCAAGGUCGGCACCGGUGGCAUGGACUCGAAGGUCAACGCUGCCCUCUGGGCGCUCGACAGGGGAGUCAGCGUGGUCAUCUGUAACGGAAUGCAGGAGAAGGCCAUCAAGAGUAUUAUGGGGGGAAGGAAGAUUGGAACGUUCUUUACCGAGACCACCAGCAGCUCGGCACCCGUCGAGGUUAUCGCGGAGAAUGCCCGCGUGGGUGGCCGAGUGCUCCAGUCUCUGCUUCCGGAGGAAAGGGCUAGCUGCAUCAACACGCUUGCCGGACUUCUGGAGUCGCGUCAGAACGACAUUCUCGAUGCUAACGGUAAGGACCUCGACGACGCUCGCAAGACUGGUUUGGCCAAACCUUUGAUGUCGAGGCUGUCGCUGACACCCGCCAAGCUCAAGUCGCUGAGGGACGGCCUGAGACAGAUCGCGGACUCCUCGCUCACCAACGUUGGCAGGGUUAUCAGGAGGACCAAGUUGGCCGAUGGACUGGAGCUGAAGCAGAUCACUGUGCCCAUCGGAGUGCUGCUGGUUAUCUUCGAGUCGAGACCCGACAGCUUGCCACAGGUCGCAGCUCUGGCGAUGUCCUCCGCGAACGGUCUCCUCCUCAAGGGAGGCAAGGAAGCCAUGCACAGCAACCGCUUCCUCAUGGACCUCGUGAAGGAGUCCCUCAGCUCCGUCGGAGCAGCCAACGCCAUAUCCUUGGUGUCCACCCGGGAGGAGAUCGGCGACCUUCUCUCGAUGGAGAAGCACAUCGACCUAAUCAUCCCGCGAGGCAGUUCGGAACUAGUCCGCAGCAUCCAGACCCAGUCGAAGCACAUCCCGGUACUCGGCCACGCCGAGGGCAUCUGCCACGUGUACGUCGACAAGGAAGCCGACCCACAGAAAGCCCUGAGGAUCAUCCGCGACUCCAAGUGCGACUACCCGGCCGCCUGUAACGCCAUGGAGACGCUCUUGAUCCACGAGAGCCACAUGACCGACAACUUCUUCACGGACGUCUGCAGUCUGCUGCAAAAGGAGGGGGUGAAAAUCUACGCCGGACCGAAGCUCCGCAAACUGCUGACGUUCGGUCCGCCACCGGCCAACAGCAUGAAGAUCGAGUACGGCGCGCUGGAGUGCACGAUCGAGGUGGUCUCUAGCCUCGAAGACGCGGUGAAUCACAUCCACAAGUACGGAAGCGGACACACCGACGUCAUUGUCACGGAGGACCAGAGGAGCGCGAGUUACUUCCAGCGCGAGGUCGACAGCGCCUGCGUCUUCCACAAUGCCAGUACCCGAUUUGCCGACGGCUAUAGAUUCGGCCUCGGCGCCGAGGUCGGCAUCUCGACGGCGCGAAUCCACGCGCGUGGACCGGUAGGUGUGGACGGCCUUCUGACGACCAAAUGGGUGCUGAGCGGUGACGGCCAUGCGGCCUCGGACUUCGCUGACGGCGGCUCGAGAACUUUUGUGCAUCAGAGCUUGCCGCUCGACGACAAGGCGUGAUACCGAUUUUUACGCGCUUGUAGGAAACGUUCUCUUUUUUAAUUAACGAUCGCGCUAUUUAUUCGACACAGUUGCUCCGCCGACGACGAGCUAUCACUGGGACCAAGAAUAAUCCUCCGCGAGAGGUAGAUGUACAUUUUAUUACUUUCUGCGCGCAGUCCGAGAUCUGACGGACUCGGAUGAUAAUGUAUUAAGAGCGGCGAUGUGCGUUGAGAUUCUUAACGAUUUUAUGUCGAUGUUGUUACUGUUAAGGUGUGUAUAUACUCUCUCUCUCUGUCUUAUAGUAUUAAUUAAAUGAAAUUCCUUUGUUUAUAAA